Molecule: messenger RNA, 291 nt
Organism: Necator americanus (New World hookworm)
Lineage: Eukaryota; Metazoa; Nematoda; Chromadorea; Rhabditida; Ancylostomatidae
Exons: 5
Coding region: 1-291 (96 amino acids)
Source: RefSeq, a predicted model, not a curated record
AUGCGAUCAUUGCUUGCCUAUAUUUUCGCCGCAAUCACUGUAAUUUACAGUGUCCUACCUGUGUUGUCUUUUGAGAAGAAGAGCGAUAUGAGUGAGUUCACGUCAGCUAUCAACGGCGCCAGCCGACUUCGAUACGGGAAGCGAAACUUUGAUUUCGCUUAUCCAUUAACUGCGCUUCGCGACCCAGCGGACUUUGAAGACCCCUACAUUUAUGACAAACGCGCUCCUCUCACCAACAAAUUGAUUCAAUCUUUGAACGGUGCAGAACGUUUAAGGUUUGGACGGAAGUGA